Messenger RNA from Brassica rapa (field mustard), 1983 nucleotides. Its product is annotated as glycerol-3-phosphate dehydrogenase [NAD(+)] GPDHC1, cytosolic. The record is from RefSeq and is a predicted model, not a curated record. Lineage: Eukaryota; Viridiplantae; Streptophyta; Magnoliopsida; Brassicales; Brassicaceae. Gene Ontology annotation, cellular component: cytosol. Gene Ontology annotation, molecular function: NAD binding; glycerol-3-phosphate dehydrogenase [NAD(P)+] activity. Gene Ontology annotation, biological process: glycerol-3-phosphate catabolic process; carbohydrate metabolic process.
CUCAUUACUUUGCUUUUCUCAUGAAAGUCGUAUGAUUUUUUUGCCAGUAGAUAAAUCUCUCAUGCGUUUUUUUCUUUCUUGAUUUGGAAUUUGUUUGAUAUCUUUCUUUCUUUUAUGGUUGCCAACACGGAAGGUUUGUUCUUCUUGACUUUGUGUUUUGUUUACCCAACUUUCUCAUUGAGUUAGAUGAACAACUCAAAAGACGGAGCUAACAAAGUUUUGUUCUUUAUUUUAUUUUAUUCCAUAAUCUUCUUUUCUCUGUUGAUUCUCGUCAGAAGAAAGCUUAGAACACACAAAGAAAAAACUCAAGGUUCUGUUUGGUGAGAAUAGCUGAGUUAGCGAACCAAGAAAGUCUUAUUCUUUUUGAGCAAGAAGCUGACUGGUAAUGCCCAAAAAAUGGUGGGAAGCAUUGAGGCCAAGAGCCUACUCUCAAACGGGUCUGUUCAACAGAAUGGUCUCAACCUAGAAGAGAAGCUUGAUGAGUUUCGUCGUCUUCUUGGGAAAUCAGACAAAGAUCCGUUAAGAAUCGUAAGCGUUGGAGCUGGUGCUUGGGGAAGUGUCUUUGCAGCUCUUCUCCAAGAAAGCUACGGAGGUUUCAGGGAGAAGUUUCAGAUCAGGAUAUGGAGAAGACCAGGUAGAGCUGUUAGCAGAUCAACAGCUGAGCAUUUGUUCGAAGUGAUAAAUUCUCGAGAAGAUGUCCUGAGGAGACUGAUAAGACGCUGCGCGUAUCUUAAAUACGUUGAGGCAAGGCUCGGUGAUAGGACGCUCUAUGCAGAUGAGAUAUUGAAAGACGGGUUUUGUCUUAACAUGGUUGACACGCCGCUUUGCCCUCUCAAGGUUGUGACUAACUUGCAAGAAGCUGUGUGGGAUGCUGAUAUUGUUGUUAAUGGUUUGCCUUCGACUGAGACGAGACAGGUGUUUGAAGAGAUUAGUAAGUAUUGGAAAGAGAGAAUCACUGUUCCUAUUAUUAUCUCUUUGUCAAAGGGUAUUGAAACUGCUCUUGAACCAGUUCCACAUAUCAUUACUCCAACAAAGAUGAUCCAUCAAGCAACUGGUGUGCCGAUUGAGAAUGUACUGUAUCUUGGUGGACCAAACAUUGCUGCGGAAAUUUACAACAAGGAAUAUGCUAAUGCUAGAAUCUGUGGAGCUGAGAAAUGGAGGAAACCACUAGCAAAGUUCUUGAGACAACCUCAUUUCAUUGUUUGGGACAAUAGUGAUCUUGUGACACAUGAAGUAAUGGGAGGUCUCAAGAAUGUGUACGCCAUUGGAGCUGGAAUGGUGGCAGCGCUUACUAACGAGAGCGCUACAAGCAAAUCAGUGUACUUUGCUCAUUGUACAUCUGAGAUGAUAUUCAUAACUCAUUUACUAGCAGAAGAACCUGAGAAACUUGCAGGACCUUUGCUAGCUGACACUUAUGUGACCUUGUUGAAAGGGCGUAACGCCUGGUACGGUCAGAUGCUUGCUAAAGGAGAAAUAAAUAGAGACAUGGGUGAUAGUAUAAGCGGAAAGGGAAUGAUUCAGGGUGUUUCUGCAGUGGGAGCGUUUUACCAACUGCUUAGUCAGUCCAGCCUAAGUAUAUUGCAUUCUGAAGAGAAGAAACCUGUGGCUCCGGUUGAAUCAUGUCCUAUUUUGAAAACACUCUACAAGAUACUCAUCACAAGAGAACAAUCAACACAAGCGAUUCUGCAAGCAUUAAGGGAUGAAACACUGAAUGACCCAAGAGACAGGAUUGAGAUUGCACAGAGCCAUGCAUUCUACAGGCCUUCCCUUCUAGAUCAGCCUUGAUUAGUCUGUCAUGGCUCAUAAUCCGAACUUCUAAGAUCUUACUUGUGCAAACUGCAGAUUCUGCUAUGUUAAACAUCAUGUCUUAAAAUUGAUUGUUGUUCAGUUUCUUGAGUCCUCAUAAUCUUUGAUCAGUGAGACUUUUUUUUACUAAGAAAAUAUCAACUUUAAUAUACCAAUAAGCAUUCUACUUUUAGACUA